Molecule: messenger RNA, 3758 nt
Organism: Pocillopora verrucosa
Lineage: Eukaryota; Metazoa; Cnidaria; Anthozoa; Scleractinia; Pocilloporidae
Product: testin
Molecular function (GO): zinc ion binding
Source: RefSeq, a predicted model, not a curated record
GCCAAAUGACCCUCACCCGUACAUACCGAGUUAUUCGUCCGUCGCUUAGACAAGCGAUUUUAAAGAGAUGUCGGCUGCCGAUUUCGACUCGCUUGAUUUCAUCACUUUCCAGGCAGAUUCGAGCAGAGGCAAGGAGCCAUUGGUUGCAGGUGAGAUUGAAGGGCAGCCAUGUCUGGACUGCAAUUGUCGAGGACUUUCUUCUCAUCCAUGGAGAAAGAGCUGCAUUUUCUGCAAAUGUCCAUUAGAGUGCCAUGACAUUCCUCUGAAUGCAAGCCAUAAUAAUUUGCCAGAAGACCGUAUGGGGGUUGAAGAGAAGCCACCAAAGCCAUCAUUGAUUAAAGUGAAGGAAGCGAAUGCAGAGGGAUUUGUAUGGGUGCCUGCUGGUCUGACAGGUGGCCAGAUCACAGAAUUCAUGUCUAAGCUGCCAGAAGAUAAGGUCCCAAAACUUGAUUCUAAGGGUGCUAGGUUUUGGUUGAAGCAGCGUGUUUACCAGAUGCCACUGCAAGAUUUCUCUACAAAGCAUUGCCGCAAACUGGCACUGGAUCAGAAGAUGGCUAUGGAUGACAUGUGUCUGAAGAGGCUAGACAAGGCUGUGGGAGUUGGAGCAGUGAAAAUAGGCCUUACCAUGCCAGCAUCAUGCACUAAGUGCACGAUCCCAAUGAAUGUUGGUGAGAUGGCUGUGUUUGCCAUUCGCUCAGGACCAGACUCAUGCUGGCAUGUGCAAUGUUUUGUGUGCUCAGAAGAUGGUGAGCUACUAGUUGAUCAUGUCUACUGCUGGGAUGAAGAAAAGCAGAAGCUAUUCUGUCCAAGGCACUGGAGCGAGUCACUAAAGCCUCGCUGUGCAGGAUGUGAGGAGUUGAUCUAUGUAGGGGAAUAUUCCCAGGCUAUGGACCAGAACUGGCAUCCAGGUCACCUUUGCUGUUACUACUGUGAUGAGUCAUUGUCAAACCAGAAAUUUGUCACAGUGGAUGAGCAGCCUUCUUGCAUCAACUGCUAUGAUAAAAAAUUUGCCAAUAAAUGUGAGAAUUGCAAGAUUCCGAUUGGUCCUGGCACUAAAGAUGUUGAUGUUCGUGGUAAACACUGGCAUGAGGAAUGCUUUGUAUGUUCACAGCCAGAAUGUAAAAAGCCUUUGCUAAAUCAAGGGUUCACCUUCAAGGAAGACAACUUGAUCUGCCAUUCCUGUCGUGGAAUUACCCCAUCCAAAGUUUGUGAAAUAUGUGGUAGAGAUUUUGCUCCAGGGGAGAAGAAAGUUGGAUAUCAGAGCAAAACCUUCCAUGAGAAAUGUUUUAUAUGUGAUGAAUGCAAACAACCUAUUGGUACUCAGCAGUUUAUCAGAAGAGAGGACAAGCGCCUGUGUGGAAAGUGCUAUGAGACUGGUUAUGCCAGGAUCUGUGUCAGGUGUAAUGAGCCUAUAAAAACUGCUUCAGUAAAGCAUGAUGACAAUGUGUACCACUCAGAAUGCUUCACUUGUACAAUGUGCGCACAACCAUUGGCAGGAAAGCCAUUUACCAAGCAUGAGGGAAAUAACGUUUGUCAAGAUUGCUACCGCAAUAAUUUUGCAAAGAGGUGUGCAGCUUGCGAGAAGCUGAUAGAAGGAAGUGUCAAAUUUGUAGCUUAUGGUGAAAAAUUUUAUCACCGAGAUUGCUUCACAUGUGCCAGAUGUGGUAUGGCUUUGGCUGGUGAGAAGUUCCGUGUGGUAGAGGAUGAGAAAGUGUGCAUCAAAUGCAGUUCUUAAAUUAGUUAACUGAAAAACUACUUGAUUCUGCAAAGCUGGCAGUAAUUGAAUAAUUAGAUAGAUAAAUACUUACGUGUACUUGUCAUUAAUUCUCUUGAAAUCAGGAGUGAACGUGCUGGGCAUGUCUAAGUCUUAGCUUUAAGAUAAUUUUUUACAACUACUGCCAACUAUGCAGAGUCACUUUGCUAUUACUUAAUUAAAGACCAAACUAUAUCUCAAAGAUUUGAUGUUUUACAUUUGAAAAGGAGUUCUAUUUAAAUUUCAUUUUUAACAAAGCAUUUAGAAGGCAAAUGUGGACACGUUUGGGCUGAUUAAUGAAUUUAUCACACAUACAAAGUAGUUCAAUCUUAUUUUAUGAAUUUCUCAAUAAGAUGAUCUAAGAUUUUGAUGAGGAGUUUGCAUUUUUGUUUUUGAACCAUUACUUGGUGGCCAAACUGUUAGCUUGCUGGACUUUGGGUUGAGAGGUCUGGGUUCUAGCCCCAGUGGGGUCAUUGUGUGGUGCUCUUGAGUAAGAACUGGGUAGCGGAAAACUGCUAGGGAAUCCUGACAAAAUACAGAGAGUUAUCCUGUGCUGGACCAGCAUUAAAUCUGAGGGGAGGGAGGAGGGAGGCAACAAUAUCCCCUGUUGCUUCUUUCUGCAGAGAGCACAGACUGAGGUCAGCUUCAGUGCCUGUGGACCAUGCAGCUGAACCCUUUAACUCCCAUGAGAGACCAAGACAGAAUUUCUCCUUCCAAUAUCAAUACAAUAUCAAGCAGACAAGUGAUGAUGAGAAUAGAUAAAUUAUUGAUUAAGGGAUUAUUAGUUGAUCCAAUACGAAUUUCUCCAAACAAGCAUCACAAGAACUAUACAGCAGACAGUUAGGAGAAUUACUAAUGAGAUCUUGGGAGUUAAAGGGUUAAGUACAGAAUUCUCUGUUCCUCUCAUCUAGUCUAACAGAAUAUUUUACACUGUGGUUAGGUUAUUUUAUGGAUUCAUGAAUGGACAGUGUCUUCCUUUUCUUGAAAACAUAGAACAGUUGCAGUAGUUUUACUUUACAUCAAAACAAUGAGAAAAGUUGCAAGAGAUUAUCAGAAUUAUAUUUUUUUCCCAAAGUGUUGAAAGAGUGGUUGACAGUCUGUAUUAGCCUUCAAAUAUUGUGUGAACCCAAAUUUAAGUUAUCUUCACUUCUUACUUAGCAGAGUAAGAUAAUCUACAUUUUAAUAUGAUGUAGUUGCCUGGAACAUCCAGUAAUGUGUUAAAAAGUUAUUCUAUCAAUAGUAUUGUUAAAAGAAAGGAGUUAAGAUUUCUAUGGUCUCUUUUACUUUUCCCUAAAUGAAUUAGGUACUCAUAGAAUUAGGCACUCACAGAAAAAGCUAUAUGUCACAUUGGGCAGUCUUGCAUGAUUCAAGCUUUCAUUCCCACACUGUUUUGCUUUUUGAUAAGACAAAUGCAGCUCAGAGUACUGGGAGUCAGAGGGUAUUCAAAGCUGAAGGCUUACAUGUAUUUAGUUUUAAUUUUAAUUUAAAAUUUCCACGUAGGGUUGAAAUGUGAGUAGAAAACAUUGAACAUGGAAAAUCCCUUUUGGGUUAAAAGCAGCUGUAGUAAGAGAAAUAAGUACAUAAAAGACAAUAUGGUGAGGAGUUGAACCAUAAACUAUGACAGUAUGGUUCUAUGAUAAUGAAAUAUUAGGCAAGGUAUUGCUGAGAUGGAGUUGUAUAUAGUUUAGAGGUGCAAAGAAGUAGAGAAUUGUAAGUUAAGGUAAAGAGUCAAAGUAACAGCUCUCAUUUGAAAUGUGAAGGGAAAUUACACUCCAGUGUAGUGGCAUGGUUUACUGGCAAUGAUAAGAAAGAGAGAGAGAUGCCAGUAUUUCCAUCUAUGCCUAAAGUGAAGCAUUUCCAUGUAAACAUUUCUGUUUAGAAACUAUUUAAAGACCUUAAAUUAGCUAGCUAGUAAAGAAAAUUAAGUGUUAUUCCAAUAGGAUAAUAUUAGAAGAAGAAAUUAUUGUGGAAACUUAGGAUGAUGAUAAUAAAUUGUUGUGAUCUC